Schistosoma mattheei is the source of this 788-nucleotide messenger RNA. The record is from the annotation of a GenBank genome assembly. NCBI's taxonomy places the organism in Eukaryota, Metazoa, Platyhelminthes, Trematoda, Strigeidida, Schistosomatidae.
AUGACCUUCCAUCAUUGUCUCACGCUUCGUGGCUACAUUCGCACAUACUCUCUUCUGCUGGUACCAUUUCUUGGCACGAUCUUGGUAUUCAUCCGAUACCACGAGAUCGCCAAUGAAGUAAACCUGAUUCUAAUCCGCCUUCUGAUUUGUUUGGCAAGUGUUUUCUUGGUAGCGGUGUUCAUAGUCAACUGGGACUCGACGCCACGCUACAAUUUCAUGGGGGAAGAUAGUGUUGGAAAGUCUAUGGUUCAAAUCCUAGAUAUCAAUGGUUUCAGAAUACAAUCAACAUGGCGAUUGUAUACAAUUCCAGGAUUCAGGUGAGUCCGUUCCGAUUUCAGUUAUUAAAUUUAAUACUUAUUAGUAUAUUCUAGGUCAUACAAAGUCUACAUCCAAUAUACGAUCGGACAGACAUAUGGAGAACCUAAGGAGAAGAGGAUGUCAUGUUUGUAUGAACUAUUGAUUCCUUCGUACUUAAUGUUCACCUGAUUUCGAAUUGCAAAUAUAAUACGUUCGUUUGUGUUCACCUAGUUCUUCUCGAAUUAAGUUGCACUGUUUCUGGGAUUCCUAGUUCGUGUAAUAAUUCAAAUACUUCCAAUCAUCACAGCGUGUUGCUUCAAUGUUCAGUUGGGCUGAUCUAUUCAGGAGUUCUUUGAAGUGGUCUACCCACUUAUUCUGCCGUUUGUAAAUCUCAUUGAUUGGUCUGUCUUCUUUGUCCUUGACUGGUCUCUCUUGUUUACUAUAUUUCUCUGCUAGUUUCUCCGUUGUAUCAUAUUCCCUUCUCUUGCAGC